UCACUGCUGGGCACUGACUGGCGGCACUGCUAGGCAUUAACUGGCGCAACUGCUGGACACUGACUGGCUGCACUGAUGGGCACUGGUGGGUGGCACUGGUGGGCACAUGUGGGUGGGCACAGGUGGGUGGCACUGUUGGGCACAGGUAGGUGGCACUUCUGGGCACAGGUGUGUGGCACUGCUGGGCACAGGUGGGUGCACUGCGGGCACAGGUGGGUUCACUGCUACGCACAAGUGGGCGCACUGCUGGGCACAGGUGGAUGGAACUGGUGGGUGGCACUGCUGGACACCGAUCAUCAGGGCACUGAUCAUCAGUGCCCUGAUGAUCGGUGCUGAUCCCUGCUCUGACAACUGCCGGUUCUCAGCAGUACUUUCCUCACGCUCUGACAGCGUGAGGAAAGUGCAGCCGAGAACUGGCAAUUGC
This is a messenger RNA of Staurois parvus, 424 nucleotides long. The record is from the annotation of a GenBank genome assembly. NCBI's taxonomy places the organism in Eukaryota, Metazoa, Chordata, Amphibia, Anura, Ranidae.